AGAUGGUAUUUGAAUCCCAAGUAUAGCGAUUUAAAAAUCAUUUGCCGUGGAGAAACGUUGCCCGCCCAUCGACUCGUUGUCUGCUCCAAUUCGUCGUACUUCGCGCGACUGUCUGAAGGAUUGACGCAGGAAAUUUUUCUGGAAGACCAUGGGCCCUUUCAGUUAAAGAUGAUGCUGCAAUAUCUGUACAUGGAAAAAUACACCCCUGAGCCCGCAAUGUUAGCGGAGAUUUAUGGUAAAGAAAAUGGGGACAUCUCCCUAUUCGAGUAUCGGGCUGCUUUUCAUGCUCAAAUGUACGGAGUCGGAGAUUAUUUCCAAAUUCCAGGGCUCAAGACCGCAGCUCAGCGGUACUUUACCUCAGCAUUUUCGUUCCUAUUGAACCGCGAUGCAUUCUGCACAGCAGUCAGUGAGGUCUAUAACUCCACACUAGAAUCGGAUAGGGGACUACGAGAUAUCGUUGUCUAG
Aspergillus glaucus CBS 516.65 is the source of this 465-nucleotide messenger RNA. RefSeq names its product BTB/POZ domain-containing protein. NCBI's taxonomy places the organism in Eukaryota, Fungi, Ascomycota, Eurotiomycetes, Eurotiales, Aspergillaceae. Gene Ontology annotation, molecular function: protein binding. The record is from RefSeq and is a predicted model, not a curated record. The transcript has 2 exons. The annotation marks the transcript as partial.